Messenger RNA from Aplysia californica (California sea hare), 2583 nucleotides. RefSeq names its product mitochondrial uncoupling protein 4. The record is from RefSeq and is a predicted model, not a curated record. The coding region runs from base 909 to 1838 and encodes 309 amino acids. Gene Ontology annotation, biological process: response to cold; transmembrane transport. The transcript has 10 exons. NCBI's taxonomy places the organism in Eukaryota, Metazoa, Mollusca, Gastropoda, Aplysiida, Aplysiidae.
UCGACUAAAGAAAAAUAAACCAACAACAAACAACUCCAUGAUAAUAGUUGUACUUAUAGAUAUUAGAAUUGAAACACGUGCUUUAUAUACCCCUGUCUUUGAUGAUGAUAGUUUAAAUAAAGACUUCUCAGCAUUAGCUUUUUAAAAGACAAAAAAAUCGCUCUUACUAAUUGAACCAUCAGUCUCACUUUUUAAUGACCUAAACUUAUUUUUUCUUUUCGAGCAAAAAAACCCAAACAAAUACGUUACUGCAACUUUUGAUUAUGGUUUCUAUUGCUUUCAGCUGGACAUCUGCCCCAUUCUAUUUUUCAACAUUGAUAUUUCAUGCUGCGGUCGUCUUUUAUAACUGGCUACGUUUUUUAUGCUGACACCGUAAAGCCGAGUGCUGCGCAGCGUUGUUGCGGUCGGAACUACACAACUAGUGGCACUACACACAUGAGUGACACAGUGCGAGUGUGUACACGCGCGUGCUCUCAGUAAUCGCAGCUGAUUGCAUUCUGAAAGUAGGCUUGUGGUGGACAGUGAGAGACUGCAGGCUGCACCCAUCACGUUUGAGGGGCAAAUUUUUUGUCACGUUUCUCAGAUUUUAUUAUUAACGGACACGUCUCAAAGCCCGCACUGAGCUUGACGGACUUCUACUUCUCUGAAUGAGGCAGGCCUAGGCCAAAGAAGUCAAAGUCUAAAGUUUUAACGAAAGUAUAAGUUUGAGACACUUUCAGCUGGGUGACUCAGUUCUCUGCACUGCAGUCACUGCUCAAGUCUAGUAGAUCCACUGCACUCAUGAAACAAUUUUCAUAUUCAGAUAACAUUUAAGAUAUUUAGCGUUGCCUUAUAAGAGAUUAAUAACAACAAAACAAAAGUGAAAGCGUUAGCCUUGGAUGUUGGCUUCAUUGUGAAGUUGGAGAAAAAUGCCUUUGAAUCAUGAAUCUUUUGCUUUCAAGUACACUCUUUCUGCUACAGCUGCAGUUGUCGCUGAAUCUGUCACAUACCCUCUGGAUUUGACAAAGACACGCUUACAGAUCCAAGGGGAAGUGUCGAAGCAUGCAGAAGGGUCGUCUCACUCGCGUCCUCACAGAGGCAUGCUUGCCACAGCUGCUGGGAUUGCAAAGGAGGAAGGUGUGCGGAAAUUAUGGCAAGGAGUAACCCCGGCAUUGUACAGACACGUUGUUUACUCCGGUUGCAGAAUGAGUUUUUAUGAAAUAUUACGGGAGAGAGUCUUCAAAAAGAACCCUGAUGGAACCUUUCCUCUAUGGAAAGCAUCGCUCUCAGGUCUUCUUGCUGGUGCUGCGGGUCAGUUUAUUUCUAGCCCAACGGACCUGGUCAAAGUUCGAAUGCAAAUGGAAGGAAAACGACGUCUGGAGGGUAAACCUGUCAGAGUAAAAAACACGGGUCAUGCUUUCCGUCAGAUUGUGAUGGAGGGAGGGGUGCGUGGUCUGUGGAGUGGAUGGGUCCCCAAUGUACAGAGAGCUGCUCUUGUCAACCUGGGAGAUUUAGCAACGUAUGAUACAGCAAAGCACUUGAUCCUUUCAAAGACUACAUUGACAGAUAACUACAUUACCCAUACUUUAGCAAGUGCCUGCUCUGGUUUGGUGGCAGCUUUGAUGGGAACCCCAGCAGAUGUUGUGAAGACCAGAAUAAUGAACCAGCCGACAAAAGACGGAAAGGGUCUCCUCUACUCAGGGUCCAUCGACUGCCUUGUGAAGACAGUCAGACAGGAGGGCUUCUUUGCCCUCUACAAAGGCUUGCUGCCUAUAUGGGCCCGCAUGGCUCCGUGGUCCCUUGUGUUCUGGCUGUCGUACGAAGAAGUGCGGAAACUGACGGGAACCUCUUCCUUCUAGACACCCACUCAAAGUGGAAUAGUGGAAUAUCAGCUACUGGAGUCUUUUUUCUCAUCGGAGUUUUUUUUUAAUGAAUUGUAGUAAAAAAUAUUGGUGUUAUUUGUUGAAAUUUAUAUAUACAAAUCUAUAUACAUAAUAUUUAUGUAUGCUUCGGUUGUUUUAAUCAGAAAUGGACACUUCACUUUUGUAAAUUGAUCUAACAUGUUAUGUAUGUAUGUGAGAAUUGCUUUAAUAUUCCGUAUUCACAGUAGAGUUUUUUUUUUUUUUCAAGUUUUGUGCUCGUAUUUAUACAUCAUGUGUUUGUUUUGUUUGUGUUCAUCUUCCCAGAUCCUGGUGAUUUGUUGAGAGACCUCGGAUUGUUGCGUUAUACAAAGCACUUCACUGGCAUCUAAGUUUGAAUCAAGUGUUUGUCAACUCAGGUUUAUUUAUAAGAUAUAUAUGUAGUACAGAAAAAUCCUGUUGUAUACUUAAUAGACUUAUCGGUUAUGCAGUUUAUUUUUUUAUUUUAUUUUAUUUUUUUUUGCUGGGUUUGCGGAAAAUUUGGUGACGAGGAGGGGAAGCAUUGAAAUAGGUGUCCCUUUUAUUUUAACUCUGAUUUUGCGGAUGUUUUUAAUUGGAAAUGAUACGAAAGGUGUAUAUGUUUAAUUUUCCAGCAUAAUUCCGAUUAAUUAUUUCUCCCAGAUGGCUCAUGACAGACUUUAAUAAUUGCACGUAUAUAUAUAAUAUAUAUCUCUGAUACACCCUC